AUGGAAGGCGAGGGUAUCUGGUCUGAUCCCCUGCCUGUGGAGGGAAGUGCAUGGGAGGGUGGGCUCCGUUGGGGUGAUUCGCAUGCUGCAGUGGGGGAUUCGCGGAGCAAACAGUGUGUUACAAACGCGGGUGAUACUAUCGAGGGUGAUGCAUGGACGUUUGACGAUGCUGAAGGUGCGGGGUGUGAUGACGAGGUGUUGGGGAGCUGGGUGGGUGAGAUGGACGAGGGCGAUGGGGAGGUGGCGGAGGAGAGAAGCGAGGAAUGGGAAGGAGGGAUGGGACUGGGGAUGGGGAUGGGUUUUGAAAGCACGUGGUCUCGUGGUGCGUCAGCGUUCCCCCCAGGAGCUGCUUCUGCUGAAUUCGAGCCUGCUGAAACUGCUGAACCUGCUGGGCCGGCCAGUGACAGUGCUGCGUCCGUUGCCGGCAUUGCAGCAAGGCAGUCAGCAGGCAGGACGAACAGCACUGCUGGUGGGGCGUUCGGCAGUGCGGCACCGCCUGCCGGUGGUGGUGAUGCGGGUGGGGGGGCGUGCUGGAGUGCGGAGGAGGUGAAGCGGAUUAUGGCGUCUCUGGAGCAGCAGAGCCAGAGGGUGCUGCUGGCGCAGCAGAGGAAGCAGAGUAGAGAGAGGGGCCAGUUGGAGCAAGAUGGCGUGGGGAGGUGGAUGGGGAUGGGUAACGGUGAUGAUGUGGGUGGUAGGGAUGUGGUUGAUGAGCUGGCGAAGGGUCAUGCUGAGGUGGCGCGGGGCGAAGGUGUGGGAGGUUUAGGGCGGGAAGAUGGGGGUGGGACGUUCUUUGAUGAGGCGAAGGAGCUGGAGCGAGAUCUGGUGGCGCGAUGGGGUCGAGACGGGGAUAGAGGUGCCUGCGAUGAGGGCUCUGAGUGGACGCAAGAGGGCGUCAAGGGCGAGAGGAGAGAUGAGGGACAGGGAGGGGCCAGGGACGAUGGAGAUAGUGCGAGGGGAGGAGGGGAGGAGGAAGGGAGGACGUUCUUUGAUGAGGUGGCGGGGCUGCAGGAGGAACUAAAGGGGAUGGAGGGGGUGCAGGGGUUGACGGGGUUGCAGGAGCUGCAGGGAGUGGCGGUGGAGGAGGGGUUUGUGUCAAGUGCACUUGAGGGAUCAGAGCCGGGCAGAGCUACCAGCGCCAUCACCUGCAGCACCUGCAGCGGUAGUAUUGAUACCACUGGCAUCACCAGCAAUGGCAGCAAGAGCACCCGCUCUGGCUUCUCGUUUGAAGGCGCGUGCUCCUUUUCCACAGGCUCCGGCGCUCUUCCACCUCUAGCGGCGCUUCCAGCACUGUGUGAAGCAGCACCAAGAGGAGCGCUGGAAUGCGGUAUGCAGAAGAAGAGUGGAGUGGCGGUGGGGCCUCAGGGAGUGGAGCAGGGGAGGGUGCAUCGGGGGAAGGCACAGCUGGGCUCGCGUGGUGGUGCCAAAGGGAGGCUGAGAGGCAGGGGUUUCAAACGGGGAUUUCUGCUGGGUGGGGAGGACAGGACAGGGAAGGAGAAGGGUAGUGGUGUGCUGGGUGAGAGUGUGGUGGAGGGAGCGUGGAAAGAAAAGGACGGUGGUCGUGCCAGCCCUGUUAGUGGGGGCAGUCCUGGUAGUAUUGACAGCAACGUUGGUGGCGGUGGUGCUGCGGGUGCUGCUGCUGGUGUGGAUGCACCUGUUGCAUCGCCCUCGCAUGCACCACAAGCCGCACACGCCACACCUGCUGCAUCCCCCACGGACGAGGCGCAAGCAGUGUUCGCACGUGUGCACCCGCUCUGCGUGGCUGUGGUGGACGCGCAGGGGGACCACCAGCAGCUGCCACAUGCCAUACAGCGAUUAGAAGAGGCGAUUGGGCACAGGGACGUGCCUGUGGGGGGGCUUCAAGCAUGCCUUGACAAAGCACCCUUCAACCGCAUCACGCCUUCCACUAACACCACGCCUCCCCUUCCUUCUUUCCUGGUUUCUUUCCCCCCCGCUUCUCUCCCUUCACGUCACCAGGUUUAUCCUCUUCCCGCUCUUGCUCGUACUGUCUCCACCCACCCUAGCCUCCACUCCCUCCUCUUCCAAGCCGCCUGCAUCAGCUGCGGCAGGCGAAGGCUGGGCCAGCAGCACAGAGAACGAUCAUGCGGCUGGAAUCACGCCACGUGGCAGGCAGCGAGUGGUGGAGGCAGCCCUGAGCUGCAUGCACGUGGCACUGACCCGCUGCGCCCAUCGGCAGCGCUUGCAAGCAUGUCGGGCAUUGCACAGUCAGAGGAGGCUCGGCUGCUGGCAGUGCGCUGCCUCUCCGCCCUCCUCUCCCACCUCCCUCGCUGCUCGCCCUCCUCCUGCUGCUGCGCUGCUGCUACAAGCGGCCAAAGCACCAGUGCGAGCAGCAAUAGCAGCAGCAAGAGCAGUGGUAGCGGUGCGAGCAGCAAGUGUGUGGCGGGUGUGCUGCAGGCGCAGGAGGCAGCACCGCUGCUGGGUCACCUGCUCUCCAACAUGCUCGCAGCAGCAGAGGCGGAGGCUUGGGUGGGCACGAGGGGCAGCCAGGUGGUUCGGGUGGAGGCACUGCGAGCCGUGCGCCUGCUGGUGGAUGGGGUGAGCCGUGGAGCAUUGCAUUCCACUCGGCUGCAUGCGUGCAUGGUUGCAUUGCGUGUGGCAGGGCUUGCACAUGGUUCCUGUCUGUGCUACCAGCUACAUCAAUGCCAGCGUCUCCUGUCGCUUCCAUGUUCCUGCGCCCCUCUUCUCCCACCCUCUCGCACACACACACACCUGACUUCUCACCCUUCUCUUAUCUGCUGUUGUACUGCUCCCUGCCCUCGUCCGCACCCCAUUCCGUUUGAUACUGCACACGCAUCACACUCGCAGGCGCACACGCCCGCCGCGCUCGCCUUCUUCCUCCCGGGGAUCCUCAGUGGCCUCUCCCGCGCCGCCCUCGCCCCCUUCUCCCCACGCUCCAAUGAGCCGCUCACACGUGGCGCCGCAGCGGACCCCUCCGCAGUGGCCGAGGCGCUGCUUGGCCUUUCACAGGCGCUAGUGCUGGUCAUGGGGGAUGCUUAUGACGAGGAUGGACAUGACGAGGGUAAAGGGGAGGAGAAUGAGCAAGGGAGUGAGAGAUGGGAGACAGAGGAGGAGAGGGCUUUGAGCAUGCUGCAGCAGAUGGUGGGUCGCAUGGAGGGGAGGAAGGGGGAGGGGAGGAAGGGAGGAGAAGGAGAGGAGGAUUGGUUGGGAGAGCAGGGGGUGGGGUCAGAAGGGGAGCUGCAAGGAGAAAAGGCAAGCGGCACAGCAGGGACGGGGGAAGGCGCGGUGAUACUGAGGGAAGAGGUGCAGGGAAGGGUGGGAGGGGGAGGAGACGGCAGGGCAAGGGGGGCAGGAGGAGGGGCGGGGAGAGGGGUGAUGGUGCUGCGGGUGGAGAUGGACGAGGCGUGGCGCAGGGAGACAGGCGCCAAGGUGCUCGUGCUGCUGCACAAAGUGCUUCCCAAGAUGCUGCACUUCCCCGCCCCCAAGGAGUGCGUCCUCCUCCUCGCCUCUGACCACUGGCCCUCCGUCGCGUCCUCUGCUCGCCGCCUCCUUGCCCGUGCUGUCAUCACUGAGCACAAGCCAGCACCGCCAUCAUUACCACCAGUAGCAGCGGCUACUGGUGGGGCAGUGCCUCAGAAGUGUAUAGGCACAAGGGUGCAUCGAGGUGGCGAAUGUAGCUCUGGCGGAGAUGGUGGAGAGGUGCGUCUUGUUCCCUCGAGGAGGGUAAUUGCUUUUCUGCACGAGAGCGUGCGUAUUUGUUGCACACUUGCUCGCGCGCACGUGGAGGUGCGUGCGCCCACCUCUCUCUUUCUUGAGCACAUGGCAUCCCUCGCAACUCCCGCCCCCGCCCACCUCUCAUUCCCGCCCUCCUCCCUGCCCCUCCACUCCCCGCUGCUUCCAUCGCCCACCCUCUCCACCGUCUCCCCUGUCGCCUCCGCCUCGCACCUGCAAGCCACCACGGUCUCACUCCGAGUGCUCGCAGCGGGUGUCAUCACAGCAGGGCGUCUGCCCACCGCGCAACACAUCCUGGACCCGGCCUUCUCUGCGCGCCUCUCCACGGCCAUCUCUCUGCAUCUGCCCUUUGCACCCGGCAGCCCCCACACGCUCGAGUCCUCCCCUGCUCCUGCCCUCGCGCUUUCACCACUGCUGGGCUCAGCUGUUGCGUCAGGUGAAUCCCCAGGUGUUAUGCCAGCCAGCCCACGUGCUCCAUCAGCACUGCGCUCUGCAGCCACAGGAGAGGAGAGCGAGGAGGAGCGAUGGCGACGGUG
Messenger RNA from Closterium sp. NIES-65, 4244 nucleotides. NCBI's taxonomy places the organism in Eukaryota, Viridiplantae, Streptophyta, Zygnematophyceae, Desmidiales, Closteriaceae. The record is from the annotation of a GenBank genome assembly.